AUGCAAGGCAUCAUGAAGCGGCUACAGCUUAUCAAUGGAACCAGUGAAAACACCAAGGGUGCACCGCUAUUGCCCCUCCGUGAGGAAUUACACAUGCAACCGCAGAAGACGAUGACGCCGUACGAGAAGGCACAACUCGAGGUUGCCAGUCGUAUUCGGCGCAUACGAGAAUUGGUGACGCAACUAGAUGGAUUGUCCGCCGACGCGAGCCGGAAGUUUCGUGUCGAGGUGAGUCAACAGAUUCGCAAGGAGGAGCUCCAGGCCAAGGUUGAGAUGCAGAAUGCAAGGAGGGUGGCACAGAGUGAGGGACGAAUGCAGGACUUUGAGUUGUUGUCCCGUCACUUCAACGAUACACUUGACAUUGUCCGCGAGCGCUACGGUGGGGGACUUCCUGUUGCUAAGCCAGGCGGUAGCACCUUUGAAAGGGAACCACUCCCCUUCACUGACCUGGAAUAUGCCGUGAACCAGAGUGCCUUCCUGGCUUCGAAUUCCGGUAACGUUGUCCCGAAGCCCGGCAAUGCCUACAAUCUUCAUGAGGACGUGGAGUUCUUGCAAUUUUUUUAUGAAACACAAAAAAAUGACGAGGUGAUUGACAAGUCACUGGAUUGCAUUUACGUUGGUGUGCAAAGACUUAAUCAAAAUGCGACGGUUAUCACUUCGGAGCUUUGCACACAGGAACAGAUGCUGGAUGAAACGGAAAAGAAGAUGGACGAUGUUCAUGGCAGAUUGGGCAAAUUAAACGUUAAGCUAAAGAAGGCGCUUGAAAGGAUGGAUCGCCCCAUGAUGGCUGUGUACCUUAUCUGCUGUCUGAUUCUCCUUUCCAUUAUCGUUAUAAUAUAUUUCAUGGCAAAAAAAUGA
Molecule: messenger RNA, 858 nt
Organism: Trypanosoma cruzi
Lineage: Eukaryota; Euglenozoa; Kinetoplastea; Trypanosomatida; Trypanosomatidae
Exons: 1
Coding region: 1-858 (285 amino acids)
Source: RefSeq, a predicted model, not a curated record